Messenger RNA from Hyaena hyaena (striped hyena), 2196 nucleotides. RefSeq names its product serine protease 53 (gene PRSS53). The record is from RefSeq and is a predicted model, not a curated record. The transcript has 11 exons. NCBI's taxonomy places the organism in Eukaryota, Metazoa, Chordata, Mammalia, Carnivora, Hyaenidae. Gene Ontology annotation, biological process: proteolysis. The coding region runs from base 320 to 1981 and encodes 553 amino acids. Gene Ontology annotation, molecular function: serine-type endopeptidase activity.
CCCAGGUACCCCCAUCUAAGUAUUUUUACAUUCAACAAUUCUGAGUUUUUCAUACAAGGCAUAUAGGGGUUGACUGUCCAAGGUCAAGGUCACUCAUGUAGUAAGUAGGGGAACUGGGAGUUGAACCAAGGCAGUCUGGCCGUGGCUGAGGCCCAGAGAAGGCCCAGGGUAACACAGUCACAACCCCAGAGCUGAGCUGCUGGCUCCCUUCUGGCACCUGACUCCUAGGCAACUGGGGGUGGAGCAAAGGUGGAGCUAGGGAGACCCAGGUGGCCUCUCUGAAAACCAGAGUACAGGCGGCAGAGUGGCUUGGAGCAGCAUGAAGCAGAGCUGGGGACCAGAGCUGCUCAUCCUGGGAGCAGUGGUCCUCACAGAGGGUCUUCAAGCAGCUCAGCACGUAUGUGGGCAGCGCGGCCCUGGCCCCCCCGAGCCUCAGGAGGGCAACACAGUACGUGGUGAGUGGCCGUGGCAAGCCAGUGUAAGGAGGCAGGGCAUCCACAUCUGCAGCGGAUCCCUGGUGGCGGACACCUGGGUCCUCACUGCUGCCCACUGCUUUGAAAAGGCAGCAGUGACAGACCUGAACUCCUGGUCAGUUGUCCUGGGUUCUCUGCAAUGUGAGGGGCUGAGCCCAGGGGCCGAGGAGGUGGGGGUGACUGCUCUGCAGCUGCCAAGGGCCUAUAACCACUACAGCCAGGGCUCAGACCUGGCCCUGCUCCGACUCGCCCACCCCACGGCCCAUACACCCCUCUGCUUGCCCCAAUCGACUCAUCGCUUUCCUUUUGGGACCUCCUGCUGGGCUACUGGCUGGGAUCAGGACACCAAUGAUGCUCCCAGGACACUACGGAAUCUCCGCCUGCGCCUAAUCAGCCGCCCCAUGUGUAAUUGUCUCUACAACCGGCUGCACCAGCGGCUGCUGGCUAGCCCAGCUCGGCCUGGGAUGCUGUGUGGGGGCGCCCAGCCUGGGGUGCAGGGGCCCUGUCAGGGAGAUUCUGGGGGCCCUGUGCUGUGCCGUGAGCCUGAUGGACAUUGGGUUCAGGCUGGGAUCAUCAGCUUUGCAUCAAGCUGUGCCCAAGAAGACACUCCUGUGCUUCUGACCAGUAUGGCUGCUCAUAGCUCCUGGCUGCAGGCUCGAGCCGAAGGAGCAGCCUUCCUGUCCCAGAACCCAGAGAUCCCGGAGAUCAGUGAUGAGGACAGCUGUGUAGCCUGUGGAUCCUUGAGGAGAAGAGGUCCCCAGGCAGGAGCUCCCUCCCCCUGGCCCUGGGAUGCGAGGCUGAAGCACCAGGGGAAGCUGGCCUGUGGUGGAGCCCUGGUGUCGGAGGAGGUAGUGCUGACUGCUGCCCACUGCUUCAUUGGGCGCCAGACCCCAGAGGAGUGGAGCAUAGGGCUGGGAGCCGGACCAGAGGAACGGGCCCUGAAGCAGAUCAUCCUGCAUGGGGCUUAUACCCAUCCAGAGGGGGGCUACGAUGUGGCACUCCUGCUGCUGGCCCGACCUGUGACACUGGGCCCCAGCCUUCGGCCCCUCUGCCUGCCAUAUGCCGACCACCACCUGCCAGAUGGGGAACGUGGCUGGGUCCUGGGGCUGCCCCGCCAAGGAGCAGGUGCCAGCUCCCCUCAGACAGUGCCUGUGACCCUCUUGGGACCCAGGGCCUGCAGCCGGCUGCAUUCAGCUCUUGGAAGCGACAGUAUCCCCAUUCUGCCAGGGAUGGUGUGUACCAGUGUUGUGGGUGAGCCGCCCCACUGUGAGGGCCUGUCUGGGGCACCUCUGGUGCACGAGGUGAGAGGCACAUGGUUCCUGGCUGGGCUACACAGCUUUGGAGAUGCCUGCCAAGGGCCUGCAAGGCCUGCAGUCUUCACGGCACUUCCCGCCUAUGAGAACUGGGUCAGCAGUUUGGACUGGCAGGUCUAUUUUGCUGAGGAGCCGGAGCCUGAGCCAGAGACUGGAAGCUGCUUGGCCAACAUGAGCAAACCAGCUGGCUGUUGACAGGUGGCUCUGGGAUGCUGCAGGUGCAGUGAGACAAUUCCUGCAUCACUGCCCCUGUCCCUGUCCCAUUCCCCCCACCCACGCGUGAUUCCAGGCACCGGGGCAGGCCCACCAGCCCAGUGGGCUCUGGGAAGGAGCGCGCCGGGACCAGCAGUUGCCCUUACUCCCCACCCUGCAGGCCAGGGAGAUGUCGCCUGUAGCUGCUUCCCUACGCC